AGAAAAAAGGCUGGGAGAAACAACAACAGGGUGGGAUCACAAGCACAAAUCCUGGUUUUAACACUGACGUUACACGAACCCAAGUGCUGACAACAAGUAUCAUGUCAUGGCCCUAAGAAGCUGAGAGCGGGAAGUGCCAUUUCCACCAAAAGGGAGUUUACACAGCUUGAUACUUGGUAGAGAAGGGUGGGGGGCCCAGGCAGACUGUGGACGGGGAAGGGGAAGAGCUCAGCUGGAGCCAAUGCAGCAGCAGCAUCGACAGCCUGAGCUGGUGGAAGGAAGCCUUCCCGUGUUUGUGUUCCCCACUGAGCUUGUCUUCUACGCAGAUGAGCAGACGUCUCACAAGCAGGUGCUCACCCUCUACAAUCCCUAUGAGUUCGCCCUCAAGUUUAAAGUGCUCUGCACAGCGCCAAACAAAUACACUGUGGUGGAUGCCACUGGAGCCGUCAAGCCACAAUGUUGUGUUGACAUAGUAAUCAGACACAGAGAUGUGCGGGCAUGCCAUUAUGGGGUGUACGACAAGUUCCGACUGCAGGUGUCGGAGCAGAGUCAGCGGAAAGCUCUGGGUCGCAAGGAGGUGACGGCAACGCUCCGUCCCUCUGCCUCACAAGAGCCGCCCAGCCCCCGACCCCAAGAUGAGGAACGCAGAAUCAAAGAGCAGUUUGCAGACAGCGAGUUUUUUGAACAGACUGCAUUUCAGUCAGAGAGCCGUCCUGUUGCUGGAGGACCCAGUCUGCUGACUGUGCUGCUUGGGCUGGUGUGUAUGGCCGCCCUGAUGCUCCCAACAUUGGGGGAGCAAGAAUCUACUGUGCCUGUCUACCUCCACUUAAGUGUUAACAAGAAACUUGUAGCUGCUUAUGUUCUUGGUCUACUUACAAUGGUCAUCCUACGCACAUGAAGUGCUGUGAGCUGAGAGGAGGAGGGAAAAUGAUCUAAAAGACUGAGAGAACAUUCUCACACCAGAAGCACUUCUAUGCUUCAAUGUGUAGAGCUGACAGCAGGGGGACAGGGUACUUAUUCACUUCGCCCUGUCCCUUGAAAAUACAUUUUAGCAUACUUAUUUUCAAAUCUACAUAUUUGUGUUAAUACAUACAUUUACACAAUACUGAACUGAUGCAAGCAGCGGAGACCUCUGGUGUUUAGGUCAAAGGAAAGGAGGUGUGAGAGGAGCUGUCCCUGAACACGGCCUGUGAAGAAACAUGAGGCCAUUCAAAGUGUUGUUUGGCCUCAUAUUCCCUGUGUCUGUAUUUCUAUUGCCAUUACGUAACAGAAAGUGGUUAACUUGAGUGUGAAGGAAUCUACAUGCAAACAUGAUACAUGUAUAUAAAGCCAUUAAAAUUUUGUUAUGGUAUUCACCUGUAACCAUCAUUAUAUUGAUGUUUUAAAGCAUUUUUAGUGUAGACUCUGAGGACUAAAUGCAGUUAUUUGCAUGUGUGGGUACCUAUCUGAAUGAGUUUUUAUGUUUUGCAGCAGUGAGAUACUUUUACAUGUCACCAAAGGAAAGCUCGUCUUUUGAAGACAAUGGUUUGUUUGCCGUACUAUAUCAAUGCUCCAUCAAACAUUUAAUAAAGUCUCCAUACAUCAGUCUGGUAUGUUUAUAGAUCAAAUCAGGGUUUUUAAAUCACAUUUUACAAGUUUGGUCAGGAGGGUGUAGAGCACACAAUGUGACAAUAAGGCUUUUGUUAGCUUUGUAAUGUUGGGUACUGAAAACAAUCCAGCUACAUGCUUUGGGCGCUGGGUGUUAUCAGGUUUGACAACUGAAAACAACACGAUUUGCCAUUGCUCAUCUACCACUUGGUUUCAGAGCAGUAAAUAAGGCUUAAGGAUGAUACUGUCUUACUGUGGAUAUGGGUGCAUGGUUCACAUUUUAAAUUAGGGCUUGAUUUAGUGCUCUGGUAAAAGAAAAAAAACAUAAUCCUGAAAUAUUUAAAACAGCUACACAAACAUAAUAAAGAAAUAAUUUAUUUAGUCCUGAUGUCCGCUACGAUGGCUAUCACAAAUAACACAAGCGUAGGCAAGGUGUUAGCCAGCUUGGCAGAUUACAGACAUACAGUAUAGCAUCAUCUGCUAAAUUCAUGCCCUGAAUGCUUCAGAAGAUGACCAAGAAAAACAAAUCAUCUUGGAAGUAAUACCUUGUUGGCAGCAGGGCAAGCCAACUGCUUUUUCCAUUUUCUUAUUUGUAUAAAAGAAAAAAAAAACAUUCAGUAAAUGAACUGCAGCCAAAAUGUUCCUUAAAUUAAAGGGCACGUCUCCAUAAAAUGAUUUACAAUCACUUCCUUUUGUACAUACACAUGAAAGGCUACAGAGCCAUGAAGGGGGUUUAGACGCAAGUUACAUAGGAGAUAUGGACAAUGGAGCCCCGACAGUGGAAAGAACAGCCAGCCUCAAUAUACUGUAUUUGUUGGAUUCAUUAAGAGAAAGCAGAUGUAAGUGUUACGUCCUUCCUUCAUUACACACAGGCUGAAACACAACAGGAUUGAGUAUCCUGUGCAAAAAAGCUUUUAAUAAAUGUAACCACAGCAGAAACAGCAGUCUCUUCACUCACAAUAUGAUGGUGUCAUUUUGUUUUUACCACACAUUCCAGCAGUCAGUUGAUUUGGUGUAAAUGACAACACAAAUGGGUCACUUUUACUGGGGACAGAAACCUAUCACCAUCCAAUUUUUAUAAUAAACUUUUUUUUUUUUUUCCAUAAA
Molecule: messenger RNA, 2694 nt
Organism: Seriola dumerili (greater amberjack)
Lineage: Eukaryota; Metazoa; Chordata; Actinopteri; Carangiformes; Carangidae
Gene: mospd1
Product: motile sperm domain containing 1
Exons: 6
Coding region: 242-898 (218 amino acids)
Cellular component (GO): cytoplasm
Source: RefSeq, a predicted model, not a curated record